Musa acuminata subsp. malaccensis (wild Malaysian banana) is the source of this 1582-nucleotide messenger RNA. RefSeq names its product protein TRIGALACTOSYLDIACYLGLYCEROL 2, chloroplastic. Gene Ontology annotation, molecular function: lipid carrier activity; phospholipid binding. Lineage: Eukaryota; Viridiplantae; Streptophyta; Magnoliopsida; Zingiberales; Musaceae. The record is from RefSeq and is a predicted model, not a curated record. Gene Ontology annotation, cellular component: chloroplast inner membrane.
CUUUGGUCUCAUUCCCUCGAUCGAUGUCUCGCGUCACCAAACGCUCUUCUUUUCCUGGCUGCUAUCCAGUCAUGCUUGCUUGCUAGGGUUUAACUCCUUCAAUCCGCCGGGCAGAAUCUAAUCCGUUCUUCGAUCUCAAGAUGAUCGCCUCGGCCAAUUCACUGCUGCCGCCGCCGACGUCGUUUCUCCCCUCGGUCGGCAAUUCCCCGAAUUUCUCCCGUGCUACGAGGAGAUUCCUUCGGAUUAAGGCUGCUUCCGCCAGCUCCGAUGAGAACCGUUCGCCGUCAGCGAAGGGGAAGAGCCCUCUGGCGGCCGUCCUGGAGGUGCCGAAGACGCUGUGGCGGCAGACGAUGCAGCCGCUCGGCGACUUCGGGUUCGGGUGGAGGAGUGUGUGGGAGGGCGGGGUCGGGCUGUUCAUCGUCUCCGGGGCGGCGCUCUUCGCCCUCGCUAUGGUCUGGCUACGGGGGAUCCAGCUGCGGUCGCGGUUCAGGAAGUAUCAGGUGGUGUUCGAGUUCUCGCAGGCGUGCGGGAUCUGCGUGGGCACCCCCGUCCGGAUCCGUGGGGUGAACGUAGGCAACGUGGUGCGGGUCGAUUCCACCUUGAGGAGCAUCGACGCGAUUGCCGAGGUUGAUGAUGACAAAAUUAUUGUACCUCGAAAUUCAUUGGUUGAAGUGAAUCAGUCUGGCCUUCUUAUGGAGACCUUGAUUGAUAUUACGCCAAGGGAUCCGCUGCCUGAACCUUCUGCAGGUCCUCUUGAUCCUGAUUGUGCCGAACAAGGCCUAAUUGUGUGCGACAAAGAGAAGAUCAGAGGACAGCAGGGGGUAAGCUUGGAUGCAUUGGUAGGUGUGUUCACCCGUCUUGGACAAGAAAUGGAUGAAAUUGGUAUUUCGAGAAGCUAUAGAUUGGCUGAAAAAGUUGCAUCUGUUGUAGAAGAGGCACAGCCACUUCUAGCAAAGGUUGAAGGCUUGGCUGAAAGUAUUCAACCUUUGCUUGCUGAAGUACGUGAUAGCACUCUGCUGCAGGAUGUGGAAAGUUUAACCAAAAGUCUAGCCGAGGCAACUGAUGGUUUAAGGAAGGUUCAGUCUGCCAUCCUAACUCCUGAGAAUGUUGACCUAAUUAGGCAAUCUGUUUACACCCUCAUAUUUACCUUAAAGAAUAUUGAGAGUAUUAGCUCAGACAUCUCGGGCUUCACGGGCGAUGAGACUACAAGGAGAAAUUUGAAGUUGUUAAUCAAGUCUCUCAGCCGGCUUUUAUGAUCAUUGCAGAAACCAGGUUUUUCCUCGGCUCUAUCUUAUGGAAUUUUCAACAAUGAAUAUGUUUGAGGAAGGCGGAAAUGAGUACGUAAAACAGUAUCUCAAAUCUGUCUCGACGUUCAGUAUCUCAUAUCUGUCAUUCAGAGAGAUGCAUCAGAUACUACAAUCAAAAUUUUUUUUUUUUUUCAAAGAAUGAAGUUUUGUCGGAUGAUGAGUCAUCGUCCAGCUUCCCCCAUCUAGUUACCUUUCUUUUAUCAUGUCAUUUAGUCAAAUUGUUGAACUAUUGAUUUCAUACUCUGCUUUGGAAAUCCAGAUUUUUAGAUGUAUUU